GUUUCCUGGUUUAGCAAGAAGCAGAAUUCAAUCUCAACGAGUACAGCAGAAGCUGAAUACAUUGCAGCUGGGAGUUGCUGUGCUCAGCUACUCUUUUUUUUUUGGAUAAAAUGUAAAUGUAUUAUAUCCAGAAAAUAGCAUAUACAAAUGCAUCACAAAAAAUCUAAACUAGUCUAAAACUAACUAUAAUAGUAACCCCGGCACAAAAUCCAAAAUAAACUCCAUAACUGGCACGAGACAUAUUCCCCGGCUCAGCGAUCAAAACAGUUCAAAAUUCCCAGAAUUUCUUAAGUCCCAAAACCCAUCAAAAAUAGCCCAGCAGCAGCCCACCAAACUUUUACCACACCCAGACUUCACUUGUUCCGAGCAACAGUUCGGCUAGGCCUGGGUGCUGCAUUUGGGCCCGAAGUAGCUUUAGUCAGCGGCCCAUCCGCGCAUAACCCGGCCAGAUAUUAGGGCAACGGCCCAAAAACCCUCAGCCCUCCAUCGCUACCUUGUUGCGCCGCUUCCUUGAAUUCGAAUUUGAAUUUCAAAAUAAAGAACAAAGUCAACACUGACAGUCUGGUCGCCUGGCAUGUGGCCAUCUGUCCAUCAGUCAGUAAGCCCCCCCCCCUUUCCCGAACCACCCCACCUAGCACCGGCAUCCACCAGGUUUUCCGGUGGCCGGAAAAGAGUACGAAUAAACCAGUCGGAUAGAACCCCUGUUGACCCGAACCUCCACCUACCACCACCCACCCCCGUCGAGCCCCGGCGACCCUCGGCGGCAAAGAUGAGAUGACGACACGGUGGCGCAUCAACAAUAGCCGGAAAACAAAAGAAUGUAGCUACAGGCGGUAUUGUUUCCCGGCAAGCCGGUCAUCUUCUCCGGCGAACCCUGUCCACUUUCAAGCAUGAUAUUAUCCAAACACAAAUCCAAUCCGGUAGAACCCAAACUAAUUGGCAUUAGGUUCGCACCACACCCACCAGUCGUUCUCACCAGUAACGCACUCCCAGACCAUCUCUCCGGUUGUCUUCUCCGGCAAGAAAACCCAUGCUCUUCUAAUCUUUGGUAUCCACCCAGUCUAUCCGUCACCAAGCACCCCCUUUAUCGGCCCCAGCCAGUAUCUUCUCCGGACCCUGCCCCUGUACGUGCCUCCCUCCACACGCAUGAGCCACUGGCCGGUCCUUCAACGGUGGCUGGUGCUUCCAAGAGUAAAGUUCAGGCUUCUUCCAGACGAGCCAUCUCCCAAGAUAGAAAGCAGAAGAAAACACAAACCUUCGAACCGGAAUCCAUGCCAAAGCCUCCACCGUCCAUCUCAAGGGCUAUCUCCGGUGACCCUUCCAACCUUUAAACCAGUGGUCAAAACACCUUUACAACAUCCCCAGGCCUUCAUCUUCCCCAGACUCGUCAUUGUACGUGCCACCCCCACACGCAACGACCCCGGCCGUCCAGGUCAUCAGCAAUGGUCGGUCAGUCCAGGAGUUCAACCCCAUUGUUGAAGUUGUUAGAACCUCCAUCGGAACCCCCUCAACUUCUAGCAGUAGCUCAUCUAUGGAAGAACUCAGCACAACCAAACCCAAGAACUCAAUGUUCUUAAACAACAGCGAUACCACCUUCCAUCACCAGAAUUCCUCCGGCGAACUAUCCACGCAUCUACCUCCGGGCAAAGAACCUUUUCGUCACCGGACCAUUACCUUCCCCAAUCCUCGUCACUGUACAUGCACCCCCAACACGCAAUGACCCCGGCCGGUUUAUCAGUGAUGACCGGUGCUAUUAGAACUUCACCCCGAGGUAUAAGGUGUUUGGCCGCCAUCGGAAAUAGCCGGCCACUUCCGGCAGAACCUCAACCUUCCAAGAACUGAAAUUUUCCAAAAAUACUAAGUUGUUGCCAAGAAUUAGCCUACCGGAGCCGUGAGGGCUCCGGCGGCGCACCACCGUGGGCGGUGGCGCCGGUAACCGGACGGGGAAGAGAGAGCAACCUAGGAUCGAAUUCCUAGUGAGAGACGCUCUCAACUCUCUCUAUCUUGUGCUCAGC
Messenger RNA from Cuscuta europaea, 2015 nucleotides. The record is from the annotation of a GenBank genome assembly. Lineage: Eukaryota; Viridiplantae; Streptophyta; Magnoliopsida; Solanales; Convolvulaceae.